AUGGUAUACCUACCUUCUGUGGUCGUUGCUGUAGCACUGGCUGGAACGUUAUUCAUGGUUCAUGUCAAUCUUCACAAGGACAACGCUUGUCAUAUGACCUACAUGUGGCGAUACAUCAGUUUAGUGCCUUUUAGCGUUGAUGGGAAUGAUGUUAGGAGUUAUGGUUUAUAUCGUUAUAUGGAAGGCAUGCUAAUCGAGAAGUCGAUGGCCAUUUCAUCAAGUGAUAUUCCAGUGCUUUUCGUUCCAGGCAGUGGUGGAUCAGCAAAGCAGGUGCGCUCUGUUGCUUCGAUUAUGAUGAACAAGACAGAAAUGACAUCAGCACCGUUCCGAAUGCAUUUUUAUGCGCUAGAUUUCAACGAGGAGCUGUCGUUUCUCGGUGGUGCAGUUGUGAGUCGUCAACGAGACUUUCUCAUAAAAGCACUGGCUACAAUUGCCAAGAUGUAUUCCCGUAAGAUAGUUCUGAUUGGUCAUUCAUUUGGUGGAACUGUUAUCCAUGCGUUACCAGCUGUUCCCGGUUUUGAUGUUUCUAAUUUGGGACUCAUAAUAACGUUAGCUGCACCACUCACUGCCUCACCUAUCGUAAUGGACGAAGCCAUGGUAACUUUUUACGAGUCAAUGGAGCAGUCAUGGCUUACUCGACGAGAUGAGUUACGCAAAGUUGGAUUGGUUUCGUAUAGUGGCGGUUCGAAGGAUUUUCAAGUGCCCGAUCAUUUGGCAGCGUUUCCUGGAAGCCACGUGAUUCAUCGCCCUUCAUGGUCUAUUCGAGGAGUGGACACGGCUGCGGACCACCUAUGCAUUCUGUGGUGUAAUCAGCUAACAAGGCAUUCGACGCGAAUUCUGUACAGGUAUGGAUUAGAGGAGAUUAAGACUAACCCGCGUUCUGCUCGCACCGUUGUGAAG
Ostertagia ostertagi is the source of this 900-nucleotide messenger RNA. NCBI's taxonomy places the organism in Eukaryota, Metazoa, Nematoda, Chromadorea, Rhabditida, Trichostrongylidae. The record is from the annotation of a GenBank genome assembly.